This is a messenger RNA of Beauveria bassiana ARSEF 2860, 993 nucleotides long. RefSeq lists its product as uncharacterized. The record is from RefSeq and is a predicted model, not a curated record. The transcript has 2 exons. Gene Ontology annotation, biological process: kinetochore assembly; mitotic sister chromatid segregation. Gene Ontology annotation, cellular component: nucleus. Bases 1 to 993 code for a protein of 330 amino acids. Lineage: Eukaryota; Fungi; Ascomycota; Sordariomycetes; Hypocreales; Cordycipitaceae.
AUGGCGCCUUCCGAGGAUCGCGCUCAUGCCAACAAUCUUGAAUACACACUCAGAGAGCUACGACACGAACUCCGAGAGCGUGAACAGCAAUUAAAUAGCCUACGCGCUUCUCAAGAAGCGGCCAUUCUAUCACCAAUAGCUCAAGUGCAGGUGAUUACUGCCGCGCUUGAUCAAGUCACAAAUGCAGAGCCAUUUGUCCCCAUCGCGGGCUCUUUACUUCCCUCAUUAGUAGCUAUGCGCAAGACGCAUGCUGUCGUUGAAGGUUCAAAUGCACUUGUGGCAGAGCAAACCAAGUCACAAGAAGCGCAAAGGAAGCAGCUAGAAGCUGAUCGCGCGGCGCUCAAGGACCAAAAUCUGAUCCACGAAGCCCUCACAGCUCGAAUAGCGUCGUUACAAGAGGAGCUAAAUACAAAUGCGGACGUUACACCUGGCGACGCAGUGAGCGAGAAGAGGGCGGAGCUAAAACAGAGAGCCAAGGAUUACAGCAGAAGGAAACGACAACUCAUGAUUGAUCUUCUUGCCUUUAUGGAGCGUGAGCUUGCGCCGCUCCUCGUCGCCGAGGAAAUGGGCGGCCCAGUAGUGGGAGACUUGAUGGACGUUGACGCCAGGGAUCUUGCCGCCGGGUUCACUGCGCAAGGCAAGCUCAGGAAGACGGGCAGAAGCGAUGCUGGACGAGACAAAGGGCAGCGGCGCAUCGACGAGAUAUGGGCAACUUCAAGGGAUAGCGCCGGCGCCCGACGCGCAACAGUCGAUGAUCAGCGAAGACGACCCCUGAACGAUGUAGAAGCUGCGGCGGAGGAGAUGCGCUGGCUCACAGAGCAGCUUCUCAAUAAAAUGACAGAGGCAGCGGGGAACACAGAGGACGCGUAUGUGACAAUUGGACGCGAGUCUGCAGCCGUUCGGUUCCUAAUACGAUCGAAAGUGGCCCAAUACCACCCGAGAGAUAUUUCAAGGAUCAAGCUGAUUGACUUUGGAAGAGAACUAGAAGAAUAA